Striga hermonthica is the source of this 888-nucleotide messenger RNA. NCBI's taxonomy places the organism in Eukaryota, Viridiplantae, Streptophyta, Magnoliopsida, Lamiales, Orobanchaceae. The record is from the annotation of a GenBank genome assembly.
AUGGAAGAAUCUGAGAAAAGGAAAGAAAGGCUAAAGGCAAUGCGGAUGGAAGCUUCCCAGACGGGAGCUUAUGCCGACUCCAAGACUCCAGGGUCGGCAUAUGGAGCCCUUUUGAACCCUUUGAUUGAAAAUGAAACAGCCAGUGCCUCUCCGCAUCAGCAGAAUUUGCCUAGGUUCGGUUAUUACACGGACCCCAUGGCAGCAUUCUCCGGAAGUAAAAGGAGCAACGACAUGUCUCCUCAAGUUUCUCAUGGACAUCACAACACACCCCCAAGGGCGUUCUACCAAGGCUCGAUCUCAAACCCAGAGUACAAUUAUCAUCCACCGGUGACCUUUCCAGGUCCUGGGGCACUCAACCCUUACCCACCCAGAGCCCAAUUCAAUCAUGGGCCCCCCUUGUGCCCAACUAGCCCCUUAAGCAGACCCCAGCAAUAUCCCCCACCACCUUGGGCCCGGCCAGGUGGACCCACCGAUAACAACCAGAACUUUCACCCUUGGCCCAAUUUUCCAAGAGGCGGUAAUUUUACCAGUCCAAGCCCUAGACCAACGAAUUCCAACCACUAUAACACGGGACGCGGUAGAGGGUUGGGCCCGGAUUCUGGACCGAGUUAUUCCAGGCGAGGAGCGGGCCCGCGUGAUCCCAUCUCUGCUGAUCAACGGCCGGAUUUGUAUUACAGAAAGGAAAUGGUUGAGGAUCCUUGGCGGUUUUUGAGUCCUGUUGUUUGGAAGGGCGGUGAAGUAUACGCUCGUGAUUCGGAUCAGUCGUGGCUCCCAAAAUCAAUCUCCAUGAAGAAAUCAAAAGCUUCUUCAACGGGCCCACAGGGGUCGAUCUCUCAGCAGAGCCUGGCCGAGUAUCUGGCAGAGACCUUCAACGACUCCACCGAUUGA